Messenger RNA from Colletotrichum scovillei, 2908 nucleotides. RefSeq names its product XPG domain-containing protein. The record is from RefSeq and is a predicted model, not a curated record. Lineage: Eukaryota; Fungi; Ascomycota; Sordariomycetes; Glomerellales; Glomerellaceae. The transcript has 6 exons. The coding region runs from base 452 to 2656 and encodes 734 amino acids.
CAUCUUUUUCCCUUCAAUACCUUAGGUAUGUUCCUUCCACCUCUCACACACGCUAACCCUACAACUUCCCUAGCGCCUCGAAACCCAAGGGUUGCCAACUUGCUCCCCCUGUACAGCGGUGCGGUACCUCGCACCUGCGUUCCUGAACCCCCAAACUUUCCCAAUUACCUCCCCUCCGCCAGCGCCAGCGUUCUUUUCCAAAAAGCUCCCCUCUUCUUUUGAGACACGCUUGUCAGUGUCAUUGGCCCUGCAGACGGCCGUUCCCUUUUUCAUGACAAGCUCAGUCAUUCCUUUGCAAGUUAUUCCGACUUCUUCUACAAAGCGCCCAGUCUCUUUGCUUCCGCUCCCCUGAGUGGUCUCGCGACCCAAGCUCCACCCGCUUCCCACCUCCAAACGGCUUGUUGUCAACUCGAGCUGACGAGCUCCUCGCCGUUGCGCAAGGCCCGACAAGAUGCCUUGUCUUGUGGAGGACGCUUGGAUCAAUGGCCAGGCAACGAGUCACGAUGUCUCCGAGCUCGAGGACUGCGCGAUAGCCAUUGAUGCGACAUACUACCUCCAACUCUUCCUCGACACCCCUCCUUUCCACGAACCUCUCCUGCCCGCUCUGGGUGGCAUGACUGGCAUCGAGCACCAUCUCCGAGCUGAUAUCGAUCAAUGGAAGGCACACAAGAUUGUUCCCUUCUUCAUCUUUGAUGGACAGUCUGUGACCGGCCAAGAGGAGGUCGCCGUUCAGCGAGGCCGAACUGCCAACCAGAAGACGGACGAAGCUUGGAAGCUAUACUUCAACAGCCACGCACAGGAAGCUGUCGACGCGUUCGGUGCCAAUAGCGGCGCUUUUCGCAUCCAGAACCUCUACCCCUUGCUCAAGUCUAUCCUGAAGGACAACGACCUGCACUUCCUUGUUCCCCCCUACAAUGCCUCCGCUCAGCUCGCCCACUUCGACAUGAUCGAUUCAGACCAAUGCGCCGCUGUCAUGGGCUCGCAGGAGCUGAUCCUGUAUCCGAUCAAGGACACUCUGAUUCGCACGAUAGAUUGGGAGGCAAAGACCGUCACUUCGUUAUCCAAAAAGAACCUUGUGCGGUCACUGAACAUCAGCGAAGGCAUGUUGAGCGACGCUCUCCUCAUGACCGGAACCUCCUUCCUACCACCCUUCCCACCACUCCUGGACACUUCACUCAACCCACGCCAGCCUUUCACGAUCAACGAUGCUGUCAACCUUCUAAGAGCGUCGGAAAAAUCUGUCCAAUCAGCCUGCAGCUCCUACGGCGACAUUCUGAAGUCAAAGGACCCCAAGUGGCUGGACAAGUACAGACAAGCCAAGAUGGCCGUCAACCACUUCAUCUAUAUAUCCGAAGAAGGCGAGAUCAAAGUCAACGACUUUGAUCACAUCACAAGUGACAAUCACGAAUAUCUUGGUCUUCAGCUUCCUGGAGAGUUGUUCCACUACCUCAACACUGGUCUCAUUGGCUCUCGCGUCCUCGACUAUAUAACACAUAGCCGAAUCGUCGUCACGCCCACGCUGGACGGAGUUGCCUCAGAACAGUAUAGAAAACUGGUUACAAGCCAACUUGUUCCUCUCAAGGAGCAGAGCAUCGCGCUUCUGAUACCGAGACUUCACCGUGGUCUCCAGCACAACGCCAUCACCAUGAAGGUUUGGUUCGACGACAACUUCUCGUAUAAAAUCAACAAGUCUCUUCAGCCAUCACCAUCUCAGCGUGCCGCCACAUGGGACGUGAAGGAAAGCUCCUUCAAAACUGUUGCCGAAGGCGUCGAUGAACCCCCUGGAUCCAUUGCUUUCGAGAUUUUGGCACUCCUAUUCGAUGAUUUCGUCAAAGGCACCUUCCCCAAAGAGAAGAAGCGUAUUGGAGGCAUCGAUUCUGUUGAGAAUAUCACGGCGGUCGCCAUCUGGAGAUUCCUCCAUCUCCGCGGCUACGUCGAUGAUUCGCACACAUUGACGAACUGGGGUAACGCCGUUGCCAGCGCAAUCUGGGCGAUGAAGGAUUCGCUCAAGGACUUGCAGGUUCCUGAAGGUCUCAACAUAUUUGAGGCUAUCCUGAAUGCGUUCGAGCUCAUCAGGCACGAUGUGCUCAAUUCAGGCCAUCGACACGAAGAGCUUAACGGAGCGCCAAUGAACGGUACUGACGAAGAAAAGGCGAGCAUCCUUCUCAUCAGCAGAUGUGCCUCCCUAUUGAAACUUCGACACGAGUCUAAUGGAUACACCGGGCCGCUCAACAAGAACCUUCUCCUCUUCCGGUCACUUUCGACUGCUGUGCGUGAGGCGGAUCGCGACCUCGUUGAGGCAAUUGUGGCGUCCAUGUUCCUGUACGCACAGUCAAAGAGAGAUCGCAACGACUACCUGCAAAUCAGCCAGACUUUGCCCUUCCUCCACAACCCUGACAUCGCUCUGGGAAUUGCGGUCAAGACACUCAUGGACGAGCUUCCCGUCGGUGAUAUCGCGCUGCGACAAGCCAAAAUCGAAGAGUUCCCCACGAGCUUCUUCCCCUACGCUACCAACUUCAAGGAGGAUAUUCAACUUGCAUUUGCCUUUUUCGACGCCAUCCACAAGGGCGUACAGACGCUCAACAAGGAGGUUUCGGCAGCUGACAAGGCGGUAUGGUCAACAGCGAGCAAGUACCUAGACCAGAGGCGGUUUUAGGGCUGAAGAUGUCUGGCCUUGGAGCGUGGCGUUGGAGAAUCAAAAGCAGACGAAGGACUGGACAGCACAAGAGACGCGAGCACUAUGCGCUCCCGGGGUGGAAUAUGAGACAUUUGUCAGUCCGUGUAUAGCCUCGGGGGUUUGGAGCGUGCGGCGGGGCUCGAAGCUGGAUCCAGACAGAGAUCAAGUUUGCAUUACAAUUUUCAUAAAGCCGUAGGUUAGCUGUCCUAUAUCAGAUGUAUGGAAGCAGAC